AUGCAGGCAAUUGGUAGAAUUAAACAAAAACAAGGUCAUUUCAAUAAAGCAUUAAAAUAUUUUCAAUCGACUCUUCAUAUAUACAAUCAUAGUUCAAAGUCUAAUCCAUCACUUAUAGCUUUUUGUUUAUUUAGCAUUGGUGUAAUCUUUCGUGAACAAAAUAAAUAUAAUGAAGCACAUGAUAAAUUCGAAGAAGCACUAAGAUUUCAACAAGAUAGUUCUUCACAUAAUUAUGAUUUAUUGGCUAAAAUUCAUAACAAUCUAUCUAUGAUAUUUGAACAUCUUCUUGACUGCGAACAUGCUAUAGAACAUGCACGAGAAGCAUUAGAAAUUGCAACUAAUAUAAUUGAAUCAAAUCAUGAUCAAACAGAGAUGUAUCAAGACAAUCUCAGUAAACUUUAUCAAAAAAAAUGA
Rotaria sordida is the source of this 414-nucleotide messenger RNA. The record is from the annotation of a GenBank genome assembly. Lineage: Eukaryota; Metazoa; Rotifera; Eurotatoria; Philodinida; Philodinidae.